This is a messenger RNA of Pseudoliparis swirei, 3346 nucleotides long. Its product is annotated as ribosomal RNA processing protein 1 homolog B-like. The record is from RefSeq and is a predicted model, not a curated record. NCBI's taxonomy places the organism in Eukaryota, Metazoa, Chordata, Actinopteri, Perciformes, Liparidae. Gene Ontology annotation, cellular component: nucleus; preribosome, small subunit precursor; preribosome, large subunit precursor. The transcript has 16 exons. Bases 67 to 3105 code for a protein of 1012 amino acids. Gene Ontology annotation, biological process: rRNA processing.
UGGGAGGAAGAGGGAGCGAAGUGAAGAGGAAACGUGUGUAGAGUCUCCACGUGAAUCGGUGUGAACAUGACGUCGGUUCAAGAGCCGGAGGUGCAGCUCGCGCAGAGAUUAGCCUCCAACGAGAAGCCCGUCCGGGCCAAGGCCAUGAAGAAGCUGAGGAAGUACAUAUAUGUCAGGUCUCACGUCGAGGCAGGUGGAUUCAACAGCGAGGAGCUGCUCAAGCUGUGGAAGGGUCUGUUCUACUGCCUGUGGAUGCAGGACAAGCCACUGCUCCAGGAGGAGCUGUCCAACCAAAUCUCUUCCCUGAUCCACAGCUUCCAGGAUAUUGACGGACAACUGUUGUACCUGGAGAGCUUCCUGCAGACCUUCAAGAGGGAGUGGACUGGUAUCGACAGGCUGCGCAUGGACAAGUUCUUCCAGCUGGUUCGCUUCAUGUUCAGACAAACGUUUGAGGUGCUGAAGAGGAAAAACUGGGACAGCAGUACGAUUGACCGGUUCCUGGAGCUGCUGACGGCUCAGCUCCUGCAGAGCGGCAGCGGGGCUCCACUCGGGCUGCAGUUCCACGUCCUGGACAUUUACAUGACGGAGCUGGCAGCCGUGGGCUCAGCGGAGCUCACAGCUGAUCAGAACUUGAUCUUCAUCGAGCCGUUCUGCAAAACAGCAGCAAGGACCAAAGAUCGGCCUCUCUUCAGCGCCAUCUGCAACAGCAUGCUCAGCACCAUUAUUGACCAGGCCCCCUUCGCCAUCGAAGACCUGAUGAAAGAGUUGAAGGCAGCCGAGGACUCUGACUCCGGACAGGCGUCCGAAGAGGACAACGACGAGCUGAACGAGAAGACGAGCAAACCGGUCGACGAGAAGAGGCGACCGAUGAACGGCAUUGCCUCAAAUGAGGACGAGGGUAAUGAUAGUGAUGAUGCUGAGCUGGAAGAGUCCGACAGCGAGGUGUCGUGUGAUGGGGAUGCCGAACAAGUCCUCCAGUUUGACUACGCCGCCCUGGCCGACAAGUUGUUUGAGUUGGCCAGUCGCAGCAGCACGCCCAGCAGGAACCGACAGAGGCUCUACAAGAUCAUCAAAGUUCUGCGUGACCUGAAUGAAGGCGUCUUUCCUCAGGACGAAUACCCCGAGGAGGUCUCCACGGAUGAAGACGACGACAUGUUCGGCAGCAGGAAGAUGAUGAUGAAGAGAGGAAGAGGAGGGGGUCUCAUCGGGGAUACCGAUGAGGGCGUGCCAGGAGCCAAGAAGAGUAAAGGGGCGAAGAAGGAGGCCGACACAAAGCAAAGCAAGGACUCAGGCAAAGGUGACAAUGAACCCGCUGACCUGAAAGAUGACGAUGAACCCGCUGACCUGACUGCAAAUGAAAACAACAACAAGAAGAAGAAGAAGAAAAAGAGGAGAAAGAAGAAGACGAAAGUAGUGCAGAAUAGAGAUGCAGACGGAUCUGAACCUGGGCAGACUGUUGCUCCAGCCCAAUGUACAAUCAAAGAGACUGAGGCAGGUCCGGCGUGUGAUUUGGAAAAGGAAGUACUGACACAAAGUUCCCUCACAGCUGUAGAAGUGACGGAGGCAAAUACUCCAGAGGUGCAGUCAGAAACUCUGCUCCCCUCUGCAGUGAAACGGCCUCCAGGUGCUGUGGCAGAAGAAAGCAGCCGACCCGGUGACGACAUGCACCAAUCUGUGAAGAACGGGGAGACCUGUGAGCUCAAAGCCGUGGAGCCAGAGACGACCUCCGAGGCCGACGCCUCGGACAAGAAGGGCCUGAAGGCUGAACUGCAGGCCGAUGCACAGGCAGAAACCCUUCCACUUAAUUAUGACGAGUCUGCAGAAAACAACACGGCAACGACACCCGAAACGGAUUGUCCAGCACCGGCCAAGCAGAAGAAGAAAAUGAUGGUGAAAGUCACUGUUGUGGUCACAGAAGAAGAGGAGGAUGAUGGCCCCGCCUCCGUACCGGAGAAGCAAACUGAUUCAUUAGCCCCAUGCGGUGAGGAGAGUAAGAACAUUGACCUCAAAGGACCACCGGUGGAGGCUCAACUCGAAGAAGUCGAAUCACAAGACGCCGCCGCAGCGCCACUCGCAAAGAAGAGGAAGAAGAAGAAGAGCAAGCAGGAGGAUGAUGGCCCCGCCUCCGUACCGGAGAAGCAAACUGAUUCAAUAGCCCCAUGCGGUGAGAACAUUGACCUCAAAGGAACAACGGUUGAGGCUCAACUUGAAGAAGUUGAAUCACAAGACGCCACCGCAGCGCCACUCGCAAAGAAGAAGAAGAAGAAGAGGAAGAACAAGCAGGAGGAUGAGAGCGCUGUCGUCCAAUUGAACAAGAAGAGGAAAAAUAACCCAAAUGAAUGUCCGACUUCAGUGGCAGAUGAAGCUGUGGAGGCUGAGAUCACCGUGACGACGCCAGCAAAGAAGACGAAAAAGAAGUCGGCGGUUGCCCCCGCGGACGUGGAAGAUACAAGCCAGUCGCCGGUGGCGUGCAUAGUCGAUGCAGAACUCUCGAGUGAAACCCAAGUCGUCUCCUCCUCUGUGAAACCCACAAAGAAGAAGAAGAGGAAGAUCCCAGUGGUGUUUGAGUACGAGGCCGAUGAGCUGGAGGCGGCAUCCAUCAACGGGGUCGCCGAGGAACCCGCCGCCACCAAGAAGUCAAAGCCCGACAGCGACGUUGGGCAGCCGUCCACUCCUAAAAAGUCCCAAAAAAAGAAGGCGAAGGCUUCCCGGGGGUCGGAGUCUGACUUUGUCACCUUUCAAAGCAACGCCACCGUCCCAACGCCACUCUUCUGCAAAACCAGGGGGGGAGCCAGCACGCCGCUGUCCAGCAAGAAGAAGACUCAAAGUCCCAAAUCCGAGUCCAAGAAGGUGACCUUCGGGCUCAAGAAUAACAAGACGGCUGAGUUUCGUAAGAUGGACCGCAGCCUGCUGGUGAGUCCAGACGGCUCGUUACGAGUGCCCUUUGACCCCAAACAGAAACCCAAGUUCGGGGUCUUGAAGUCUCCACCCACACCCGCCACCAGAAAGACCCCCAAGGCCGUCAAGAAGGCCGUCAAGAAGGCCGGCACCAAGACUCCAAAGACCAAGACGAUACGCCGACCCCUGGCGGCCGACUUCUUCUAGCUUGGAGCUCGUGAAGCGACUGAUGGAGAACACUUCCCCGUUGGACAUGUAAAGUGUAGUUUUUAUUAUCCAUCAGUGUUGCUUUUUGCCUCCGUGUUGUUCAAUGUUUUAAUUGCUUCUUAGUUUUUCCAUCUUAAUCAAGUUCAGUUAAUGUGUCAUUGAGUUUCAUGCAGCACAUGUCAAUAGAUGUUAUUUUGUGAAAAAGUGUCUUUAAUAGAACAAAAUAAACUGAACAAGUUUA